GGGGAUCCUGGGGGUGUGACGGCCCGGAGUCUAAGAGACUGGGCGUGACGGGGCCGGAAAGUGGCGGGAGGGGGCCGAACCGGAGCCGGCGGGAGGGCCAGGCCAGAGGCCCCCAACCUGGCUUGCCCGCCCCGGCCGCGGCUGAGGAGGAAGAGGAGGAUGAUCUCCAGAUACACUCGGAAGGCGGUGCCACAGAACUUGGAGCUGAAAGGAAUAACAAAACAUUCUCUUAAUCAUCAUCCCCUUCCAGAGCAGCUGGGUGCAAUUUCCUCUACCAAUGACAGCCAUGAAAAAGACAUAAGUUCCCAAAGUGAGUCUGACAUCACACAAGAAUCACCUUGUACAUCAGCUGACACUGGGAAUUCAAGGUCUGCUUUUCCAAGUUAUACAGGCACAGGGAUCUCUACUGAAGGCAGCUCGGACUUCUCCUGGGGAUAUGGUGAACUUGAUCAAAAUGCCACUGAAAAAGUCCACGCAAUGUUCACAGCCAUUGACGAGCUCUUGUAUGAGCAGAAGUUGAGUGUACAUAUUAAAAGUCUACAAGAAGAGUGCCAACAGUGGACAUAUAGCUUUCCUCACCUCAGGAUUCUGGGUAGGCAGAUAAUCACUCCAAGUGAAGGUUAUGGACUGUACCCUAGAUCCUCUUCUGCUGUUUCAGCUUCACAUGAGGCAACACUGUCUCAAGAAAGAGAUUCUACUAUAUUUGGUAUUAGGGGAAAGAAGUUACAUUUUUCAUCUUCAUAUGCUCCUAAAGCAUCUUCCAUUGCCAAAUCUCCUAGCUUGUGUUCUAUGGAAAGAGAAGAGGAAGACUGUAUAAUCUUCUCAGAAGGAAUAAUAGAGGAAUACCUAGCAUUCGACCACACAGAUAUGGAAGAGGGGUUUCAUGGAAAGAAAUCAGAAGCAGCUACAGAGAAACAGAAAUUAGGGUACCCACCCAUUGCUCCAUUUUACUGCAUGAAAGAGGAUGUCCUUGCUUAUGUGUUUGACGAUGUGUGGAGCAAGGUCCUAAGCUGUAUGGAGGAGCUGACACGUAGUCACUGGGAGGGAUUUGAUUCUGAUGAUGACAGUAAUGUUGCAAUAACCAGACCAGUUUCAGAAAGCCCCUGUGUGCUGAAUGAACCACAACCUUUGGUCUUACCUCGAGUGCCACAGUCUAAGGUGCUGUCCAUCACCUCAAAUCCGAUGAGUCUCUGUCAAGCAGCAAGUGGUCAUCAGCCAAAUGUGAAUGGUCUCUUGGUUCAUGGGAUGCCUCUACAGCCAAGAAAUCUCUCCCUAAUGGACAAGCUCCUAGAUCUUGAUGACAAGCUACUUAUGAGGCCUGGGUCCAGUACCAUCCUUUCAACUCGAAAUCGGCCAAAUCGAGCCCUGAAGCUUAGUACAUCAUUUCUGUCAUAUACAGUGCAGUCCGCCAGGAGACGCAAUCCCCCACCACGUACCCUUCAUCCCAUCAGCACAAGCCAUUCACACGCUGGAACACCAAGACCUAUGGAAGAAAUACUCAGAGGAGCCCAAGUCCCAGUGGCGGCCGACUCACUCUCUCCCUCACCACUGCUCCUGAGUCGAAAUAAUCUGCUGCCACCUAUUGGCACAGCUGAAGUGGAACACUUGAGCACUGUGGGGCCACAAAGGCAAACGAAAACCCAUGGCGAUUCCAGUCGAGCUCGAAGUGCAGCGGUGGAUGAGCCUAACCAUCAGCAGCCCCACGAGAGGCUCCUUUUACCAGACUUUUUCUCCAGGCCCAACACAACUCAGUCAUUUUUGCCGGACACACAGUACCGUCGUUCAUGUGCUACUGAGUAUCCUCAUCAGGCCCGACCUGGUAGGGGAUCUGCAGGAACAGGUCCUCACUUACAUGGAUCUACAAAAUCUCAAAACAGAGGUGGACAAAUCACUAGAACCAGGCAGGGACCAUAGGGCAAGUGAGAAGAACCUGCCUCAGGCUGCAGGGAACAUGUGGGAAGAUUUCACAAAUCAGCGUUCAGUCAUCUCGUGAUGCAGAGCUUGUAAACAGGAGACAACUUGAAACUAUCUUCAUGAAAGGUUAUUUUGGUACAACAGACUGAGAACAGUUAUCAGCCAAAGAUUACAUGGGUACUGUUUCUAUCUCCAGUUUCUGUCUUCUUUCAGCAUAAGUUAACCAUUUCACUGGACAGUAAAAAUUGUACCCAAAGAUGUAACAAAAGAGUAAUAUCCUCCAAA
Molecule: messenger RNA, 2199 nt
Organism: Kogia breviceps (pygmy sperm whale)
Lineage: Eukaryota; Metazoa; Chordata; Mammalia; Artiodactyla; Physeteridae
Gene: FAM149B1
Product: family with sequence similarity 149 member B1
Biological process (GO): protein localization to cilium; cilium assembly
Source: RefSeq, a predicted model, not a curated record